This is a messenger RNA of Pocillopora meandrina, 1038 nucleotides long. Lineage: Eukaryota; Metazoa; Cnidaria; Anthozoa; Scleractinia; Pocilloporidae. The record is from the annotation of a GenBank genome assembly.
AUGUUUUAUAAUUUGAAUUGGAGAAAAACUAUACGCGAAAAAUUUGCGGACCUUAGCGAUCGAUCAAAAAAAAUGCUUCGACCCGAUAAUCUCGGAUUAAAUUUGGAAAUUCAUCCCGAUGCCUUGGUGAUGAAUCAAGCGAGCAGAGCCGGUAAGACACCUGAAGAAAGCCGAAUUUUGAAGGCAAAAGAUUACAAACUACCCGUGUUUACCAGAUAUCGCGAGGGUACCUGCAAAGACGUUUUUUAUUUCGUUCAAGUUGUGGCUCCAAAGUUCGGCCACGACGCACAUCCCGAAGAAAGCUGUGAUGCGGAGAAACGCCUUUUAGAAAAAGUCAUAAAUGCUCUUAACGACAUGAGACCUAAACCGAGAUUUUUACUCGUACAUGGAAAUUACACGAAUGCAUCACCAAACGAUAAAGAAUAUUUCCCGCAGAUAGAGAGUUUUAAGUCGGCAUUUGAAAAUUUAAGCGCGGAGAUUCCUGUUGUGUGUGUUUGUGGCCCAACAGACUGCGGUAAUCCACUGACAUUGGACGGCGUCGAUGCGUAUCGGAAUACUUUUGGCGAUGACUGGUUUGCCUUCUGGGUUGAAGGAGUUCAGUUUUUAGCCAUGAAUACCAGUUAUUACAAAGACGUGAACGCCGAUAUGGAGAGUUUUAAAACAGAUCAACAGGAAUGGCUUGAAUCAAAGCUGUUGGAAGCACAAGUAAACCCGCCAAAACAAAUCGUUCUUCUGCAAACCACUCCAUGGUUUCGCAAAUCUAUAGAUGAGGAGAGCAAUGCAGACAACAUUGAAUUAACCACGCGCCAAGAAAUCGUUCCUAAACUCAUAGAAGCCAACGUGAAAUACGUUUUCACUGGUAAUUUGAAUGGCUUCGGGAAGGACAAGGAAUUACAGAUAGUUCAAACAAGUUCUUUAAGAAAAACAAAUGAGGUGGAAAAUCUAGGUUUUCGUGUUGUCAAAGUCGAACAUGAGGGAGUUGUACAUAAAUUUUUUUCUUUGGACAACUCCCCAACAGAUCUAAAUUUAGAAUUUUAA